AUGACAAAAACUCUCCUUUUUUUUAUUUUUCAAGUGUUUGCAAUAUGUGUCAAAAAUGUUAAAUCAGUUAAUCAUAAAAAAUCUUUUACAAUAAACCAUGUAAAUAUACCGGUAGGUUUGCGGACGAACAAACAUAGGAAGUUUGCAUACGUAGACUUGAGGAGGAACAAGUCCGAAGAGGGGAGGAGAAAUCUGUUGGAGGGGAAUUUAUCUAGGCAGAAAUGCCCCCUGAGGAAAGUUAGUUUGAAGGGUCUUAUAGGUGUUACUGGUAUUUCAAUUCCUUUAUUUUUAGCUAGCUUAUUGAUAUAUAAUAAAUUAAGAUUUGAUAAUAAGAAUUUAAGUGAUGCUGAAAAGAUCAUGGGAAAGUAUUUAUAUAAACAUGAAAAAAAUUUAUUUUUUGGGAAUAAUUAUGAUGAUGAAAAACCAUAUAAUAUAUUUUAUAUAAUUAGUAAUAUAUAUAAUAAUGUGAUAACGUUUAUUAAUUUUUAUAUAAAUGUAAAAAAGGUUUGUACUAAAGAAAACGCAAAUGAAUAUACGAUAUUAUUUUUCCAUUCUUAUAAUGUAGAUAAAUUCUUACGUGCACGAAAUAUUAAAACAUAUGCUGAUAGAUUAAAAGACAUAUAUAAAGAGAUUAAUAAAAACAAUAAUGUGAAUGUAGUUUAUGUACCCUUAGAUAGUAAACUGUUAUUUAAUAUAAAACAUUUUAGCAAUAUGAACAACUGGUAUAGUGUAUUAUUUCAUGAUAAAAGACAUAUUUUAAAAUUAAUUAAAAAUUAUAAUAUUAUGAAUAUUCCUACCAUGGUUUUAUUAGAUAAAAAUAUGAACAUUAUAAAUGAUAAUAUAAAUUAUUUAUUACUAUAUGAAAGUAAACAUUUUCCCUACAAAAACGUGAACAAUUUUACGUAUAUAAACCACUUAUAUGAUAAAAAUAACAAUAAAUAUAAUUUCAAAGAUUUAAAUUCAGACUAUAUAGUUUUUUACUUUAAUAACGACAAAGAUAAUAAAGAAGAUAUGCAAUCCUUGUUAAGAAUAAAAAAAAAAUUAGCAAAAAAGAACAUAAAACUGGACAUUAUUUAUAUAAAAGAUAUGGAAAGAAAAAAAGGAGGUAAAAAUAAUAAGAGUAGUGCUGAUAAUGUUAUUGGUAGUUCGAGUAAAAAAGAUGAUCCGAGCGAGGGCACCAAGGAAGAACAUAACAAUGACAAUAGUAGUAGUAAUAAUAAUAAUGAAAAUAAAAAUAAUAUUAAUCACAAUAAUGGUGGUAAUGGUGAUAAUAAUAAUAAAAAUAAUAAAAAUGGUAAAGGAGAGAAAGAAGACAAGCAGGAUAACAGUAAUAAAGAGACAUUCUCGUUGAAUAAUGGAAAAUAUAGUGAUACUAACGAAGACAAAGGUAGUGCAAACUAUCUUGAUGAUGUGUACUAUUUAGGAAGUCAAGAAAAUAAUGCUAUUUAUAAACUUUUAUUAUAUGAUAUUUUUGAUGUUACAUUUAAGCCUGUAAGUAUUUUGGCUAAUAAAAAGGGAAAUAUAUUAAAUAAAUAUAUUAAUGUUAGUAAAAAAGAUAACGAAAUAUCAACAUUUAUUUUAAAUAAUCAUAAAAGUUUAAAUGAACAAGUUAAUGAAAAAAAUUAUAUGUUUAAAUAUGAUAAUAUUAGUAACUUGAGUAAUUUAAAUGUGUUUGCACCAAUUUUUAUCUUAUUUAGCGAAAAAUUAGAUUUUGAUUUAUUAAAUCAGUAUGAUUCACUAAUUGAAGAAUAUAGUAAAAAUAGAAAGGGAAAAAGAAUUAACUUUUAUUUUUUACUUAACGAGGAUAAAAAAUACGAAGCUUUAAAGAAACUUUGUUCAGUUAAUGAUACAACUCAAGUACUCAUAUUAGAUUUAUUCAACCAAAAAUUAUUUAAAGAAAAUAUUAAUAAUAUUAACAUUAUACAAAAGAUAAAUGGAAAAAGCGUGAUCAACAAAGAAAAUUUUUUUAAUUUUGUGAACAGGUACUACAAUGAUGAUUUGUACUCAUCUACUAUUGUUUUAACGAAGGAAGCAUAG
Messenger RNA from Plasmodium malariae, 2037 nucleotides. Its product is annotated as thioredoxin-like protein, putative. The transcript has 3 exons. The record is from RefSeq and is a predicted model, not a curated record. Lineage: Eukaryota; Apicomplexa; Aconoidasida; Haemosporida; Plasmodiidae. Bases 1 to 2037 code for a protein of 678 amino acids.